UCACAGGAAUGUCGAAGGGCUGCAAGAGAAACAGCCCAUUGCCAAGUCACCGCCACUUGAAAGCAGUUCUCUGAGGCACACCCUGGGACUCUUCGUCAUGCCGUCCUUCUACGUGCUUGUUGCAGUCAUCAUCAUCGACGAUUAUAGUAGUGUGCAGUUCUCCACGACAAUAGUGGACUACGCCAUCGACAAGGGCAUUGCACUGGAUACCGCGAAGACGCUGACUUCUUUCACGGCACUCGGCGCACUCAUCGGUCGUGUCGCGGUACCCUUCCUUGCUGACAUCUGGCCAAGCAUCCGCAAUCCGAUCUACAUGCUGGGGUUCCUUUUAGUCAGUGCUGUGCUGUUUGCAAUGCCACACGUGCCGGCAUAUGCGGGUGUUGCGGGGCUCACCGUGAUGCAUGGGAUCUGCAAAGGAACUCUAUUAUGCUUCAGAUCCGUGUUCAUGGCUGGGCUGCUUGGCGUCGAUCGGAUGGCCGCUUGUUGCGGCGUCACGGGCGUGACAAUGAUACCCCUUAAUCUAGUCAGCCCUAUGAUUCUAGGAUCCUACCGGGACGGAAGAGGCACGUACGAUGGAUUUUAUCGGAUGCUAGCCGCGGUCAAUUUGGUGGCUGCCCUCGUCUUCGGUGUGUUUGCUGUGUGGAACCGAAGACGUUGAAAUGGAAUACGGGCAAAUGGUGAUUGUGACAAACAUAGUUUAAAUUUAUUGCACACCUAUGUUAACAGAUAUCUCGUUUGUAAUAACGUGGCAACAAAAUCAGUUUUCCCUUUUCUUGUUUCUACUUACGUCACGUGACAAGUGAGUCACCAACGUGUGAUGUACAUGUGCUCAUACAAAUUAAACUUUCGUCAGUUGCUACUUUGCAAGACCUUAGUCUCGUCUAUUGGAAAUGGCGACGUGCCAGACAGCAGACCAGAGAAGGUGUUCACUUGGGUGCCUGGCCCAAUGGGAGUCAUCGGCAUCGUGGACUACCGCCAA
This is a messenger RNA of Dermacentor silvarum, 979 nucleotides long. RefSeq lists its product as uncharacterized. Lineage: Eukaryota; Metazoa; Arthropoda; Arachnida; Ixodida; Ixodidae. The coding region runs from base 98 to 658 and encodes 186 amino acids. The record is from RefSeq and is a predicted model, not a curated record. The transcript has 2 exons.